This is a messenger RNA of Punica granatum (pomegranate), 3196 nucleotides long. The record is from RefSeq and is a predicted model, not a curated record. Lineage: Eukaryota; Viridiplantae; Streptophyta; Magnoliopsida; Myrtales; Lythraceae.
AAGAGAGAGACGUAAGAUUUGAUUUUGCUGCCCAGAGGAAGCCGAUAUGGCGGCAUCUCCUGCUUCUCUUCUCCACCGCUCCCCAUAACGACAAGAUCCCCUCUUUCCUCUCCCUUUCCGUAAAACGCCCUUUUCCGCCUUCCUUUUUGUGGUCUCCAAUCAAUUCGCAUUUCGCCCUUCCCUCUUUUAAGCUCUUUCUUUGUUGUGAUAUAUAUAUCGCCUUUCCCGUCCUCUCUCUAUAGGUUUCCUGAUAAGGCAACAACGCAAGGAAGAAGAAGACGUUUCUUUCCUCUUCUCUUCGAUUUAUUCUGCACCCCAAAUUGAAAUUUCAUAUUUUUCGCUUCUUUUUAUUUUUAUUUUUAUUAUAUACACAUAUAUACAUAUACAUCAUAUAAAAAAAGAAAAGAAAAGAAAAAUCACGGGGCCCGGAUAAAUCUAGAGCACCCCCAGAUUAGGGUUUGCUCUGUGCCGUCUAUUUUAACCAAGUUCGUUCUGCGUUUGUUGUGGGGAGGUAGCCAUAGCUGAAUAAAUAAUAAACAGAGAAGUGGGCGACUCUUUGGAACGGUUUCUGUUCCAGACUGGCUAAAGAAAGGCCAGGGUUUCCUUUCCAUGUUCCAGAUUCGGCUUUUAUAGCUGAUAGACAUCCUUUUCACUCUGGCCGCUACUGGAAGAUUUAAGUCUCCUCCCACCUUCUUAAGGGUGUGGGGCAACAAUGAUGGGGAGAUUUCUCUUUGCGUUCUGAGAAGAUCGAGAUCAUCGUAUGCUUGGAGAUUGUGCCGUGUAUCAGAGGGUCUGUCUCUUGAUUAUGGCUAAAGUUAUCUUUGGCCAAUUUGGAACUUGGCGUUGAGGAUUGUUUGUCUACACUUAAUAGAGGAUCUCUUUUUCUCCCAAUUUCUGGGUGAUUCAUGAGUAGAAUAAUUCGUUAUCAGUAGGUUUUCUCUUAGUAGAAGCGUGAGAAUUGCAUGUGGAUGUAGUUCUCAUCAGUAGUAACAGAAUGGUUCGGUUUUCGUGCUUCAUCACUCACAUCCACAACCAUAAGCCAAAACAGAAAACAGGUCAAUCUUUUGCAGAACCAAUGAAUAUACUUCAGCAUUCCUCCCAAAUUCAGCCACACGAGACCCCUUUAAGUGAUGUCAAUGGCAGUUGCAAUAAGGUUGCUGAUUCCUUAUCCCUUGAACGAGGCUGGAAAUCUGAUCAUAUGAAUGGAAAAUUGAGCUUGGAGAGUGAGGAUGCUGGAGUUCAUCAAACUGGAUAUCUCAAAAAGAGUAAAUCAGAGGGUGGGCUCCACCUGAAGGGAAGAAGUUUGGCUGAUGAAGACACCGAGGAUGAGAGUCAUGAGACUGAUCGAGGAUAUUCUUUUGAUCAUAGCAGGUCAGUCUUACCAGAUGGAAGCAAUGAAGCAAGCUUAAGCCCCACGAAUUAUGAGAAGCCAGCUCCCUUGGACACUUCAAAAGAGUUUUCUUUCGUGAACAAUGAGUCCAUUUUCUCGAUUGGAGAUCCUCAUAAUUCUGAAAGAGGGGCAGGCCUGGAAAUUUCAGAUGCUCGGCCUUCUGGAGACCGUAUAGUAAAUUCUGGUGAACGUACGCCUCAGACUCCACUUUCAAUUGUACGGUCCCGAUCGUUGCCCAACAUUGGGACCUCAUUAUCCCCUUCGGAGAAAUGUGUCCAGUUAGAAGCUAAGUCGAGGUCUUCUGAUGAUCUACAUGUCCUGAACACAAAAAGAAGUGAGGCAUCACUUCACGAGGUGAAAAUGCGACUAGUCCAUGAAUGGGGAAGAGAUUACCACACAAGUGAGUCUCAUAAUGUUAGAUUUGAGAACCCAGUUGAACAUUGUGAUGACACAUUCAAUUAUGACAGCCCAGCUAGAGAAUGGAUUGUGCCCAUUGAGGAACCUGAAAAAUCCAUUGAAUAUGGAUCAUCCUCAGCUCAUCAUCAAUGGGAUGAACCCCCCGGUACUGACUUCAAGAUCAAGCGAACAGAGGAGUGGGUUAUCGAUCUUCAGCCUUGCUUCCCUAUUGAAGAGACAGGUGAGAUAUUACAACCUGAUGAUAAGAAGAAGAGAGAAGUGACUGCUCCAAACGAUUCAGUCGUUUUGAAGGCCAUCCCUGGCAUGGAAGCUGCAAAGAGAUAUAUCUCUUCUCUGAAUCCAGCAGCCACUGCGGCUCAGUUGUCGAACCAUGGGUUGUUCGUUAUACCAUUUCUCAGUGCAUUUGUGAGCUUGAAGGUUCUUAAUCUUUCAGGAAAUGCUAUAGGGAGGAUAACUGCUGGAGCUCUUCCUAGAGGACUUCACGUGCUAAACCUGUCGAAGAAUCAUAUAUCUGCAAUUGAAGGUUUGCGGGAACUGACCCGACUCCGUGUCCUGGACUUGAGCUACAACCGUAUACUCAGAAUCGGACAUGGCUUAGCCUCAUGCUGCUCUCUGAAAGAGCUCUACUUGGCGGGGAAUAAGAUCGGCGAGGUUGAAGGACUGCACAGGCUUCUGAAGCUGAACAUUCUCGAUCUCCGGUUCAACAAGAUCUCCACAGCUAAAUGUCUUGGGCAGCUUGCAGCAAACUACAACUCCCUACAAGCAAUUAGCUUGGAAGGAAACCCCGCACAGAAGAACGUUGGGGAUGAGCAGCUUAAGAAGCAACUCCAAGGGCUUCUCCCUCAGCUCACUUACUACAACAGGCAGUUGAUAAAGGUCGGGACUACAAAGGAUGGUGCAGAUCGAUCAGUCAGAUUGGGGAUGGGGUCCCACCAGAUCAGGUCGGACUAUAAAUCUGCAAGGAAGGGCAGCCAUGGAAUUUCCAGCAAGGUGGGUACAUCCUCGGGACACAACCGGAGAAGUCACGUUCUGGGAUCCGACAGGUCCAAGGGGAAGCAUGUGAAGUUGCCACCCAGCAGUGUGGCCAAAACCUCUAGCAACCACCACCACAACCACCAUCAGUUGGAUCUGGGAGAUAGGCUGAGGAGCCUGAAGGAGAAGAUUUCGAUUCGGAGGAGCCGCAGCGAAGGAACAAUCGAGGCUCUCUGAACUCAUUGUUUGAUACUAUCCGUUGGGUUUAUGGACAAUUUUCCAUAUUUUCUUUGGAGCAAAAGCUCAUGAAUAAGGGUAUUGUGUCGGAGGAGAUCCUCCGGGGACCCAAAUAUGCUGGUUAUUGAUGUUGGAUUGGAUUUUGAUGCAUUCAUUUUAUUUUCUCCUCUUCGUAUGUUA